This is a messenger RNA of Xenia sp. Carnegie-2017, 1840 nucleotides long. Its product is annotated as octopamine receptor beta-2R-like. The coding region runs from base 702 to 1478 and encodes 258 amino acids. Gene Ontology annotation, biological process: G protein-coupled receptor signaling pathway. Gene Ontology annotation, cellular component: plasma membrane. NCBI's taxonomy places the organism in Eukaryota, Metazoa, Cnidaria, Anthozoa, Malacalcyonacea, Xeniidae. The record is from RefSeq and is a predicted model, not a curated record. The transcript has a single exon. Gene Ontology annotation, molecular function: G protein-coupled receptor activity.
AAUCAACCACAGAUAUUUUAUUAAGAUACUAAAGCACUGUAUAUUUAAAAAAACAGCAACGCAAAGGCGGAAUUUAUUUUAGGUUUACUGAUUCGAACAAGAAAAUGUCUUUCCUCCUUCGCUCUUUAGACUCGGAGUAUAACCUUCUUAGCUUAUGGAAGGAAGUGUUCAAGCCAAAGUAAAGUAUUUAUCGUUAUAAUUUUCAUAUGCUGAACGGGAAAUACGUAGUUGUUCACAUCUAAAUUUAAAGAAAAAGUUAUGUCCGGUAUUUUCGAAAAAAUCCAAUGGGGGUUAUCGUUGGCACACAGCUGCGAUUACAAAAAAACGGCAGAAAGGAUGCCAGAAGGUGCUUAAAACUUAAAGAAAUAUUGACUCUUAUGCAAAUAAACUCUCGAAAUUAUAUAAAACUCGCGUUUGUCUUCACUUUUUCAAAAUAACUUGCAUCGACGUGUAUAAAUGAACAGAGAAAGGAAGUUCGAUAAGUAAUUGUGAGUAUUAAAGAUGAAAAAUUGGCCGGUAAUUCACUUGGUUUUAACAUUUCAAGCUGUUGCUGCAAUCUUUCUUAAUUCCGUCGUUAUUUAUCUAUUUAUGACGAGAAAAUAUCUCAGAAAUGUGAAUUCCAAUGUAUUUCUCUUGAGUCUAUCCAUUUCCGAUCUCUUUUUUCAUCCUCGACAGUUCCAUUGUUAAUAAAAUGUGAACAAAUGGCAAACAAUCCACCUCCGUUACUUGUCUGCUAUAUUCACGACUACGUUAUCACAUAUUUUGGUUAUACAACCGUUUAUCAUAUUCUACUGGGCAUUACGGAAAAACUCUUUGCAAUUUGUUAUGCUAUAAAACAUCAUUUGAGGUUUUGCAAGUCAAUGGCAAUUAAACUGAGUGUAUUUGUAUGGUUUUUGUCUUUCCUCUUUGCUCACAUUCCAAUUUGGUGGGAUUAUAUUCUUUACUCAAAGAAGAUGGAGACACAUAAUGAUGAGCAUAAUGCUUUCUUAAAGUUUCAUUUUGCCAGUGGAUAUGCCAUGCCUUUUGUCAUGUCUUCAUUCAUGUGCUUUGUCAUAUUACGUAAAAUAAUAAAAGUAUCAAGGCUUAGACAAAGCCAGAGAUGUUAUAGAAGCACAAGAUUUUCCAAAGAAAAACAGGCCGCACUAGCAUUUGCAAUAAUGCUUGGGACAUUCCUGUUGUCAUGGUCACCAUGGUUCCUAGCUCGAAUAGAUGCCAUACAAAUGAGUGAGAAAAUGUACUUUUUUGUUGUAGUAACAAGAUAUUUAGUUCCAAUACUAAACCCAUUAUUGUAUUCACUUUGGAAGAAUGAUUUUCGUAAAGCUUUCAAAAGCAUGAUUAAAAAGAAGGUUAGAAGCAACAGCUUUAUAACUGCACGUCAUGAAUGCCACAAUAUUGAACAGAUGCCAUCUCCCACAGUUGAUCGACAAAUGUCACGUGGUUGUUUGGACGAUAUGACGUCACAGUUUGAUUCUGUUUGAAAUAAGUCAUCGCCAAAAUUACUGUUAUAAGUAGGAUUGAGUAGUUUUAAAGUAGGUUUUAUCAUCAAAAAUGCAAGAUGACGCACCACAAAUUUAAAAAAAAACAAAGUAAUUAGAUCAUAGGUUCUUCAGACUACGACAGCAUGCCAAUAAAUAACGUAAUACUUACAAAAUUUCGCAGAACUUCCAACAUUGAACUGUAAACUUGAUGAAUGAAUCGUGCAACACAAGACAGGACAUCUUCGCUCACAAACAAUUCUUUCCUUAUCCAAGAGAACUUUUACAAUUAACUUUAAUCACAUGUAUGAGUUAUAAUCUGUGAAUUUUAACGAUAAUAAUUCAAUAAAAUGUUGAAAUAAAAA